This is a messenger RNA of Rhinolophus ferrumequinum (greater horseshoe bat), 5346 nucleotides long. RefSeq names its product solute carrier family 25 member 12 (gene SLC25A12). The transcript has 18 exons. The record is from RefSeq and is a predicted model, not a curated record. Gene Ontology annotation, biological process: aspartate transmembrane transport; malate-aspartate shuttle; L-glutamate transmembrane transport. Lineage: Eukaryota; Metazoa; Chordata; Mammalia; Chiroptera; Rhinolophidae. The coding region runs from base 113 to 2152 and encodes 679 amino acids. Gene Ontology annotation, molecular function: L-glutamate transmembrane transporter activity; L-aspartate transmembrane transporter activity; calcium ion binding.
UCCGGCACCGGGGCAACGAGGGAACCCACGGCCGGCUGAGUCCGCUCCGGCCGCGAGGCGCGGGCUCCAGCCGCGGUUUGCAGGCUCUCCUGAACCCCGGCGCCCAGGUGGGAUGGAAGAAGCCAGUCAGGUGCAGACAACCAAGCGAGGCGAUCCUCAUGAGUUAAGAAACAUAUUCCUACAGUAUGCCAGUACUGAGGUCGAUGGAGAGCAUUACAUGACCCCAGAAGACUUUGUCCAGCGCUAUCUUGGGCUGUAUAAUGAUCCGAAUAGCAAUCCGAAGAUUGUGCAGCUCUUGGCAGGAGUAGCUGAUCAAACCAAGGAUGGGUUGAUCUCCUAUCAAGAGUUUUUGGCAUUUGAAUCUGUUUUAUGUGCUCCCGAUUCCAUGUUCAUAGUGGCUUUCCAAUUGUUUGACAAGAGUGGAAAUGGAGAGGUGACCUUUGAAAAUGUCAAAGAAAUUUUUGGACAGACAAUUAUUCAUCAUCAUAUCCCUUUUAACUGGGACUGUGAGUUUAUCCGACUGCACUUUGGGCAUAAUCGAAAGAAGCAUCUUAACUACACAGAAUUCACACAGUUUCUCCAGGAGCUACAAUUGGAACAUGCAAGACAAGCCUUUGCACUGAAAGACAGAAGCAAAACUGGCACAAUUUCUGGUCUGGAUUUCAGUGACAUCAUGGUUACCAUUCGGUCUCAUAUGCUUACGCCCUUUGUGGAGGAGAACUUAGUUUCUGCAGCUGGAGGAAGUAUCUCACAUCAGGUUAGCUUCUCCUACUUCAAUGCGUUUAACUCCUUACUGAAUAACAUGGAGCUCGUUCGUAAGAUCUAUAGCACACUAGCUGGCACAAGGAAAGAUGUUGAAGUCACAAAGGAGGAAUUUGCCCAGAGUGCCAUACGCUAUGGACAAGUCACCCCACUAGAAAUUGAUAUCCUGUACCAGCUUGCAGACUUAUAUAAUGCUACAGGGCGCUUGACUAUGGCAGAUAUUGAGAGAAUAGCCCCGUUGGCUGAGGGGGCCUUACCUUACAACCUGGCAGAACUUCAGAGACAGCAAUCUCACAGUCUAGGCAGGUCUGUCUGGCUUCAGAUUGCCGAGUCUGCUUACAGAUUCACUUUGGGCUCAAUUGCUGGAGCUGUGGGGGCCACGGCCGUGUAUCCCAUAGAUCUGGUGAAGACCCGCAUGCAAAACCAGCGUGGCACUGGCUCUGUCGUGGGGGAGCUGAUGUACAAAAACAGCUUUGACUGUUUUAAGAAAGUCUUACGUUACGAGGGCUUCUUUGGACUCUACAGGGGUCUGAUACCACAACUUAUAGGGGUUGCUCCAGAAAAGGCUAUUAAACUCACUGUUAAUGAUUUUGUUCGGGACAAAUUUACCAAAAGAGAUGGCUCCAUUCCACUUUUCGCAGAAAUCCUUGCUGGAGGUUGUGCUGGUGGCUCUCAGGUCAUCUUUACCAACCCACUGGAGAUAGUCAAGAUUCGCCUGCAGGUAGCUGGAGAGAUCACUACAGGACCCAGGGUCAGCGCUCUGAAUGUGCUCCGCGACCUGGGACUUUUUGGUCUGUAUAAGGGUGCCAAAGCGUGUUUCCUCCGAGACAUUCCCUUCUCUGCGAUCUAUUUUCCUGUUUAUGCUCAUUGCAAACUACAGCUGGCUGAUGAAAAUGGACGCGUGGGAGGUUUCAAUCUCCUUGCAGCUGGAGCCAUGGCAGGUGUGCCUGCCGCUUCCCUGGUGACCCCUGCCGAUGUCAUCAAGACAAGACUGCAAGUGGCUGCCCGCGCUGGCCAGACAACAUACAGUGGUGUCAUCGACUGUUUCAGGAAGAUACUCCGGGAAGAAGGGCCCUCAGCAUUUUGGAAAGGGACUGCAGCUCGAGUGUUUCGAUCCUCUCCCCAGUUUGGUGUUACCUUGGUCACCUAUGAACUUCUCCAGCGGUGGUUUUACGUUGAUUUUGGAGGCCUCAAACCCUCUGGCUCAGAACCAACACCUAAAUCACGCAUCGCAGACCUUCCUCCUGCCAAUCCCGAUCACAUCGGUGGAUACAGACUCGCCACAGCCACUUUUGCUGGCAUUGAAAACAAGUUUGGCCUUUAUCUCCCCAAAUUUAAAUCUCCUAGUGUUCCAGUGGCUCAGUCCAAGGCAGCAACAGCAGCUCAGUGAUGAGAUGACCUGAGUGUGGCCAAGUGGCGCCCUGGAGAGAGGCCUAGGAAAGCAGCCCUGUAAUGUGUCCAGUCAGCUGCAUGGUGCUGGCUGAGCUGGGGAGUCAAACUAUUCUUUCUAUAUGACAUAUACAUAUAUUUGUUUAUAAAGUAACCAUUUGCCCAGGAAAAAAAAAAAAAAAACAGUGCAGUUUCGAGCUUUAGUCUUACGUGUUGAGAUGUUUCUAAGCCUUGGCAUGAAUUAGUGUUCUAGCCUGCUUUGCACAGCUUGCACUUAUAGUGACUGUACAUAUUGUACAUCUUUGUACAGAGACAUCUUGGCAACUCAUCCCAACAAAUCACAUUUAUAGAAUGUAAAGCAGUUCUGAGUGGCUUGAAAUGUACAGAAUGUUUUGAAAGUGUUUUAUUAAGAAUCACACAAAAAUAAAUGUAUUACAAUUAAAUUCAUUCUCUUAUUGGUGACUUAUGGAAAUGAAUCAUCAAUAUUGGAUGUAUUUAAUUCCUAGCUUGUUUUCCAUUCUGGAAUCAAAAGGUAUUUGCUGAUACGAGGUAUAACAAGACCAGUUGUUGACACCGUUGAAUCAGAGAUCUUUGAGAAAGAUGCAUGCCAGUGGAUGCCAGAGGACCAGGCUAACGACUUACGUGUGCUGAUGUUUCCAUUUGUACUUAAUGUGUGUGUAGAUCCUUCUCUGUUCAUUAGUCAAAAGGCAUUUCCUAGACAGCUCUCCUGUCAGUGUGCAUAUGAAAAGAGGGAUGUCUCCAGCAUUACAAGCUUAGUUUGCCUUCCUCUGACACAGCAAGGCAAGGGCCUAGCUUUCAAGAGUAAAGGAUACUUUGGCAAUUUUCCUUCCUAUGGAUAUGACUCCAAUCAAAAAUAAAAUACACACCAAAUAUAUGCAUGUAGUUGGAUUUUCCUUCAUAAAUAUACUGAUAGUGCUUUUUAUUUUGAUUCACUACCGAUUCUAAAUAACUCAUGAUCAAGUUUUCCUCUCUCCCACUUUUAUAGAAAGCAGUUUGAUUUGGAAAGGGCUGUGGUGGAAUGAGGAGAGGAAGAAGAAAGAGAAAAGCUCUAUCUUGUGAUUUAGUGGGGUCUAGAUUCUUCCUUAUGAAUCCAAAUACAAACUACUUAUUCCAAAAGUCAUUCACCAAGGGUGUGAUUACUAAUUUAGAUCUCAACAUGCAUCUUGACAGCCACAUGUACUACUUCACCAUGGUUGUGAUCUGAUGUGGAGCACAAGAAUUUAUUUACUUUAGCAAAGUGCUUUGGGAAAACAUCAUUGCUACUGCCAGUGAGCCGGGAUACGAGAAUGUAUGCAAAUAUUUUCAAGGGGCAAGCCUGGAGAUGGACCAAAUCACUUAGUAUCCCACACAGCGCUCAUCAGUUGAUGGCUGACAGCACUGAAACAACUGUAGGCUCUCAAGGAACAAAGGAAUUAGCUUUGAAAGCAAAGUUUUCAGUUCUCAUUGGAAUGGAAUAAAUAGCAAUAAUAGUUGUUUUGCUAUUAUCACCUGUUAAAAGUAUGCAAGUAGUCCAUGGAUAUGUUUUUAUAAAAGAUUCAUAUAAUACUAUAUAUGUAUAUAGAGUAAGAUGUGAAAGUACCCUCUUUACCCUGUUUCUCCCUUCACGACUCCCUACCCCAGAUGUUGUCACUGCUAACAGGUUAGAACAUAAAUUUGUAGUGUUUUUCAUACAUCUCUCUAUAUAAAUAUAUACAGAUUUUUAUUUUAAAAACAGGAUUAUGUUUUUAAAUCUAUGUAUGUGUCGUUCUGUGACUCGCUUUUGUUCACUUAAUGUCUUUGAGAUUUUUCCCUGCCUGUUCAUACAGAUUUCUCUUAAUGUUUCAAUAGUUGCAUAGUAUUCCAUUGUAUGAUAUUCUCCCUUAUUGACAUUUACUCAUUUUUUUCACUAUUGCAAACAAUGCUGUAGUGAACAGUAAACAUUUUUGUACACACAUUAUGAGUACAUGUGCUAGUAUUUCAUAAGGAUAUUUAAACUUAGAAUUGGUAAUUCACAACAUACGGAUUUUGCAUUUUUUAUAUAUAUUGCUACAUUACUCUUCAAAAAGUCUUUACUAAUUUACUUUCCUACUCACCGCAUAUGAAAAUGCCUAUUUCUUUGCAACCUCAGCAAAAAUGGCUAUUAUCAGUCUUACAGUUUAGGCAAAUCAUGAUACGUGAUUACUAUUGUUAUGAUUUUCAUUUUCCUAAUUACUAGUGAGGUUGAAUGUCUUUUCAUAUUUACUGGCCAUUUGUAUAUUAUUGUGGUAUAGAAAGUACAUAAAACAUGUAUGUAUGUAUACAGACAUACACACGUGCACAUAUACAUUUUAAACAAAUAGUCAUUAACACAAACAGCCCUGUCACCAUCCAGGUCAAUAAACAGAAUAUUUCUAACACCUUGUAUGUUCCCCCAUACGAUCCUCCCCGUCAUAACCCUCUCUCCUCUUUAGUGCCAUCUCUACUCUUCGUGUCUUUGCUAUUUUUCAGUUUUACCAUAUGCGUGUGUAUACGAGUAUAUGUGUGUGUGUGUGUGUGUGUGUGUUUCCUAAGCAUUAUUAGUUCCUGGCUGUGAAAUUUAUAUGAAUCAAAUUAUAUUGUAUACUUUUGAGACUUGUUUCUUUUGCUAAACAUUAUGUUUAUAAGAUUCAGCCAUAUAAUUGUAUGUAGCUAUAGUUUGCUUAUUUCAUUUUAUGAAUAUAUUACAAUUUAUUUUUCCACUUAACUCUGGACAUCUGGGUUGUUUCCAAUUUGGGGAUAUUACAAACAAGGUUGCUCUGCAUUUUUUGAUGUAUAUUUUGGAGAAUGCAUUUUUAAAAGGAAAUAUACCUAAGAGCAGAACCACAAGGUACAGGGGUUGUUAGAUUCAACUUUGCGCCAUCAUGCCAAACUACUUGCCAGAGAUUCUCGCACUGAUUUAUAUUCUCCCAAAGGUAUAUAUGUUAUCUCAUGUGGCUUUAAUUAGCAUUUUCCAUGAAAUGAGGCUGAACACCUUUCAUAUGUUCAUAUACACAUUGUUCUUCAGAAAGACAUUCAUAUACUUUGCUAUUGAUGGCACAUGACAAUGUCAAUGUUUAUUGGCUACUUGGAUUCCAUCUUUGGUGAAUGAAGUAUGUGUUAAAGUCUCUUGUUCAUUUUUCUCAAUAAUUGGCAAGGGGUUCUUUAUAUAUUCUGGAUACUACACCUUUAUGAGUUGUG